Molecule: messenger RNA, 897 nt
Organism: Entrophospora sp. SA101
Lineage: Eukaryota; Fungi; Glomeromycota; Glomeromycetes; Entrophosporales; Entrophosporaceae
Source: the annotation of a GenBank genome assembly
AUGUUAAACGAAUCAAUCGAUAUGAUGUUAAAAAGCUUAGAGGAUGCAAUCAAUAAUGGCGGCGGUAAAAUAGUAGGGUGUGAUCCGAGUGAUUUUGCCAAAGAUCAUUAUCAUAUUCGCAUUGAGAUGCCAGAUGGAACUAUAAAAUUAUUUCCCAACUUGGAUCAACGGUAUCUUCAAAAAUUCCUUCCUAUUAAAAAUCUAAUUCAUGGUUUUGGCGGUGACGAGAAAAAUCUACAAAAAGAAAGUGAACAGAGAUAUCACGAAACACCAUACAUCGAAGAAUUAUCUGACGAAAAUGAAGAACAAACAGAAAGUACGGAAGCUAAAAAAUCCAAAUUUACAAGAUUAAUGGAAAACAAUGGCGUUAUUAUUGAUUAUCAUAAAACUAAACGAGGAACUUACGCAACACCAUCAAAUCAAAUAGCAAGAUUUUCUAAUAUUUCGGUGCAAAAUUUCGAAAAAUACAAGACUGACGAAGCUAAAGAGAUUACACCUGAUAAAUUGAAUCUUCGUGAACAUCAUCCCGGUGAUACAUUUGAAAAGGUCAUGAAAGAAGGAGGCCAUAUUACUGACAUACAUAAAUUUGAAACUUAUUCAGUUUAUAUUAAAAAAAGUGAAGGAUAUAUUGUACAAUUUGGAAAUAUAUCAAAGGAAGCAUUGGAUGAACAUUGUGACCAUAUUAAAUUACAACCUGAAUUAGCACAGGACAAAUCUCUUGAUCACAGUCAUCGCAAGGGAGAUACAUUUGAUGUUUGUGUGCAAGAUCCAAAUUCAAUCAUUAUUGAUAUUAUACCACAUCCAUUCUAUUCAGUUCACGUUAAAUCUAAAGACGGUAAAUUGGAAUAUUAUUCACAUAUUAGUGAAAAAUUGUUGAAUAAAUAUUACAAGGUAUAG